AUUCACUGCAUUGUUAAGUAAAAAGGAACGGUGCAUAUUGGUUUACUCGAUUAUGCAUGAAACCAUAGGCUGCUCCUCUCUGACUCAAAAAGCAUGCAUUUUCAUUUCCAGAGAGGGAGAGAGAGGAGAGUUGAAGACAUGAUGCAAUUUUCAUGUCCAACAUUUCAAUUGAAAUCCCCAAUUCAAAAAACCCUAAAAAUCCAAUCAUGGCUUCCAUUGCCCUCCGCCUCUCCCUCCCCAAUCACUCCGCCGUCCGCCUCCCUCAUCCACCUCCCCAGUUCCGCCCCAAACCAACCACGACGAGGUGCUCCUACACUCCUACACCGGCGACGGAACGCCUAAUCUCCGCCGCGUCCUACCUCAUCCCCUUCUUCAACGGCCUCCACUACGGCCGGUUUCUGGUCGCCAAGUACCCUCCCCUCGCCGCCCCCUUCGAGCCCCUCAUCCGCCUCCUCUCGCGCUACCACUCCGUGCCCUGCGCCAGCUUCGUCGCCUUCCUCAUCUACCCCUGCGUCUUCAGGAACCCUAGCUUCAGCCUCUACGCCAGAUCCAACGCGCUGCAGGCUCUAGUUUUAGAUCUGCUGCUAGUGUUGCUGCAGAGGAUCACUGCUCCGGGCUGGACUGGGACCGGGAUCGGGUUCAAUCUCACGGCUUGGCUCUAUUCCGGCCUUCUAUUGUUUGUGGUGGCUGGCUUUGUCUCAAGUGUUGUUGGCAACAAUCCCUAUUUGUAUUCGCCAAUUGUUGCUCAGCCCGCCGGCCGCCGGCCGCCAGCUCGAAUCAUUUCUCUUUUUUGCCUUUCUUUUUUCUUUUUUAUCCUUUUUCCAACGCCUAAGGCUCUAUAGUCGUGGCUAUAAACAAAUCAAGUCGCUCACGAACUAUUCGGAGCUCGGCUCUAAAAAAGAUCGUUCAAGUUCGUUUAGAAAAGCUCGAUAAAUGAACAAAUCAAACUUGAGCUUAGCAGUAUUCGGCUCGUUAGGUCGUGAACAUGUUCGUCAAGUGAUUCAACUUGAAAAAUAUAAAUUAUUAGUAGA
Salvia miltiorrhiza (redroot sage) is the source of this 1031-nucleotide messenger RNA. Its product is annotated as protein TIC 20-II, chloroplastic-like. The record is from RefSeq and is a predicted model, not a curated record. Lineage: Eukaryota; Viridiplantae; Streptophyta; Magnoliopsida; Lamiales; Lamiaceae. The coding region runs from base 153 to 842 and encodes 229 amino acids. The transcript has a single exon.